Messenger RNA from Meloidogyne enterolobii, 266 nucleotides. Lineage: Eukaryota; Metazoa; Nematoda; Chromadorea; Rhabditida; Meloidogynidae. The record is from the annotation of a GenBank genome assembly.
GGGAAUACUUAGAAAGAGUAAUGGUUAUAAUAAACAUAGUGUAUUGGAUUCUAAAAUUAUGGGAAUGGAAAAAUAAAAAGAUAGUGAGACGAAUCACCCGAAAAGAUCAAAAUCUAAAAAUGGGGAGUGUUGUGGAUUAUACCAAAAAUUUAAUUAAGGUCUUGCCCGUCCAGGAAAUACAGGUGCCUGUCAAGGACACGGAAGAAAAGCCGGAAGAGAUUGAACUUGAGAGAAGAAAUACAAGAAAGAAGAAAAGAUGGUAUUAA